CAGCACUGUUCAGCACUGUUGAUUCGAAAAUUGAAUGGUUAUGCGCAUUAUAGAUACUACUUUGUUAUUUGAGUCAUACUGCUAUGACAGCUUAUCGAAUAUAGAGUAUUUUUAUAUAUAUACAUGUAGUAUAUUUAUAUUUGCGAAGUUACUGACAGAAGCAAAGUUUGCGAAGAAAUAUUAUCCAAAUGAAAUUUAACGAAAAAGAACUCGCAGAAUUAAGUAGUGGCGCCGCUGAUUUAGAAGGGCGUCUGAAUCAUAAACGGGCACACAAGUCAGGAUCCAAAGAGAGAUGGUUUAAAUUAAAGUACAAUCUAUUAUUUUAUUUUAAUAUUAACGAAAUAGGCCAAAUUGACACUCGACAACCAGCUGGCGUAAUUGUUUUGGAGAAUUAUAAUAUUAAUCUUGACAUGUUUGAAGGAGCAUUUGCGUUUAGUAUAUCUUUUCGAGAUGAACAUGAUAAAAGACAUAUUCUUAGUGGUCGUUCUGAAGAUCAAGUAGAACAAUGGGUUGCAGCACUUAAACAAGCUAGUUAUGAAUAUUGGAGAUCUCAGUUAAUUGUACUUCAAGAAACAUUAUGUAGAAAAACAGGAAAAGAUCCAUUAUUGAUGCAGCUUAGAAAUCAGGGUAUCAUUAGAGAUGAAGCUUGGGAACCUGCAUCAAGUUUUCGAUCACAUGUACAAUCUUUUACGACAUCAGUUGUAUAUACAUUGGCCAGACUAAAUCCAGUACAAAAAGAAAUGAAUUUAAUCGAAUUUUAAUUAUACGUAUAACAAUCAUUUUUUAGGCUGAACUUUGAUAAGUAAAUUAAUUGGUAGUAUUGUCGAUAAUAGAUAGUUAAUUAUAUUUUAAAAUCAUCAGAAUAUUUUAAUUUAUUUAUUCCUUUUUGUGUACAUCAUCUGUAAGUUUAUAAACUUGAACUGAUCUUAGGUAGUCCAUUUUAAGCAGAAAUAUUUAGUUAUAAAUAUUUUUUUUUUUUUAUAAGAUUCAUACAACGAAAUGCAAAAAAAACUUAUAACUGCCCAACUUUACAGUAAAAAUAUGAAGAACUUUUAAUUAUAAUAAUUGUAGAGAUCUGAAAAGAGCAUUCAAUAUUUUCGAAGAUUAUAUUGAAAAAUAUACAUUUAUACGAUAUAAUCUCUAGUUACUAUGAUACGUACAUAUAAUUCCUAAGUAAUUUAUAUGACACUAUAAAUGAAUAGAAAAAAAUAUCGGAUCGAUUUUAAAUUUUGUAAAUGAAAGUAAUUAUUCUUCUAUGUCUAUUUAUAUAUAUUGGUAUUAAUUUAGAAAAUAUUGUAAUUUUUACGAAAUAAUGCAAAAACGAAAAUAA
Molecule: messenger RNA, 1330 nt
Organism: Vespula vulgaris
Lineage: Eukaryota; Metazoa; Arthropoda; Insecta; Hymenoptera; Vespidae
Product: pleckstrin homology domain-containing family J member 1-like
Exons: 2
Coding region: 189-761 (190 amino acids)
Biological process (GO): retrograde transport, endosome to Golgi; receptor recycling; endosome organization
Cellular component (GO): recycling endosome; trans-Golgi network; early endosome
Source: RefSeq, a predicted model, not a curated record